AUUCAUAACAAAUCUUACGUGUUCCUCAACCUUCAUCUUCCCUCUUACAACAUCACAAAAACCCAAAAUCUUCUGAAAUCUUCAAAAUGUGGGAUACUUUCUUCUACCGCGGCUCCUUUGUCAUCUCCGCCAUACCAGGUCUCAUCGGCAUCAACUCCAUGCUCCGACCUGAAGCCACCCUCAAACUGGUCAAGUUUCCCAUCCCAGCAGAUCCUCAAAGCCGUAAGACCUGCUUAUCCCUCGCACGUUUGCAAGGUGCACGAAACAUUGUUAUUUCUUACCUCUUCAUCAACAACGCCUUGACCGGAGACAAGAAGCUCAUGGGGAUGGGAUUGAUUGGAGCACUUUUCAUGCUGUUGACUGAUGGGUUCGUGAGCAAAUCGCUUAUUGGGGGAAAUGAGUGGUUUCACUGGGGAUAUAUACCUGUUUUUGUUGCUUUCAUUGGUAGUUUGCUGUAUUCGGAGUGAGGGAUGCCAGUACAUGGUUAGCAAUGGGCGAUGGGGGACUUCUAGCCAUAGCUCUUGUAUGUCGUCAAUAUUCGAAGGAGUGUACCGCGUAUCUGUUGAAGAUGAUAUUACUCAUCUCGCCUUACCUUGUUAACACUGCUUCAACAGAGGGGAUGAGGUUUGAAACUCUAAAGAACGAUUUGGCUACAUAUCUCCCCCAAAAUGAAACUUUUGUUACCUUUUUGAUAUAGGGUUGUCUGAGUCGUUGUAUCUCUUAACGCUGUGAAGUUAUAAUCUAGUCAUUUUCCUUUCAGUCUCGCCAGUUGGCUGUCAACCUAUUCGCUCACGAUGCCCUCACUCCAUUAUGCAAAUUCCUCAACCUUCAAAUCUUGACCAAAUCAAAA
Messenger RNA from Fusarium redolens, 850 nucleotides. RefSeq lists its product as uncharacterized. Lineage: Eukaryota; Fungi; Ascomycota; Sordariomycetes; Hypocreales; Nectriaceae. The coding region runs from base 87 to 467 and encodes 126 amino acids. The record is from RefSeq and is a predicted model, not a curated record. The transcript has 2 exons.